Phyllostomus hastatus (greater spear-nosed bat) is the source of this 1034-nucleotide messenger RNA. It is a transcript of the gene STPG3, whose product is annotated as sperm-tail PG-rich repeat containing 3. Bases 80 to 946 code for a protein of 288 amino acids. Lineage: Eukaryota; Metazoa; Chordata; Mammalia; Chiroptera; Phyllostomidae. The record is from RefSeq and is a predicted model, not a curated record. The transcript is spliced from 6 exons.
CGGGGCACAACGGGCCGAAGAGGUCACAAAGCCGCACGAUGUCACAGGUCACCGUGGAAGGCAGCCAGAGACCCUGACAAUGAAUUUUGACCAGAAAGCUGUGAAAUUCCUGGCAAACUUUUACAUCAAUGGAGGCAAACACUGGACCCACGGCCCCCUGAGGCCCAAGGAUGCCGCUUGGCGGUGCCCGGGCGUGGGCGCCGCCUGGGAGAUGUGGCCCCCCGCGGUGGUGCUGGAGUCCCCGGAGGGCCUCAGGAUGCAGAGGGGCCCCUUCCAGGAGUCCCGGCAAAACUGCACCCGUGGCCUGAAGGAGCUGUGGCUGGAGCAACGCCCCCCCAUCGUGACCGACCCGGACGUCCCCGGCCCCGCCAAGUACGGGGUGCCAGACGCUGCGGUGCGCGAAUCCUCCCCGCACCCCCGCUUCAGCAUCGGCCGCAAGCACCCCGCCCCCGAGGGUGGCGGCCGCAGGGCGUGGCAGACCGUGUGGCUGCAAAGCGAUAGCCCCUUCACGCAGAAAGUGGACUUCUGCUGGGAGCAAAAGUGGCCAUCGCCCGCGGACUACCGUCCACUCAGCGGCCCUACUUUCCCGGCCUUCAGCUUCGGGGCCCCCCGCCCGGCCUCCAAGACCCGCGAUGCGCGCGCGCGUCCGGCGCUGCCUCGGGCCCGCGGUGCAGGUCCCCGGGCCCGGCCCCUAUCGCAGCUUCCCAGCCCCAGCACCUACGACAUCCUUCCCGGGUGCCGCCUGCGGGGCCCGCGUUCGCCCGCCUUCACCAUGAGUCGCUCCCCCGCGUUCGCCUCCUGGCUCAGCUCCUCCCACACCCCCGGCCCAGCCGCCUACUCCGUGGAGGAUUGCUAUAACUCGCGCUUCCCCUCGGUGCCCGGAGUGGUCAUCCAGGGCGUGCGAAGACCCAAGCGCCAUGAUACGGGCCCCUUCUGCGCGCUUUAGAGCCGGCUGGGCAGCUAUGGCGUGGACCCUGCCCCCGCCCCCACCCCGCCCCCCACCCCUGCGCCUUCCAGACCUCCUUUUGGGACUC